AUGAAAACGCAUAAUGUUUUGAUUCUACUACUGGGAGUACUGAACGUAUGCGAUGCUCGGCGAAGCAUAUGCUACUAUCCGUAUGCAUGUGGAUCGUCACCUUCAACGAUCAUUAAGUACCGGCCAAAUAACGGCUACACGAGACCUCUUAUCAUGUCGAGAUUAGAUGGUGAUUCUAUCACUAGUACUGCUAAUGGCGUUAUUAAUGGAAACCAAGGUGGUUCUAUCGCUGCGAAUGCCAAUGGCUACAUAGGUGGUAAUGGUGCGCAAAUUGCCAGCAUCGCCAACGGAUAUAUUGCUCGUCAAAUUGCCGAGGCUAUUGAUUACGCCAGUGCUAAAGGAUUUAUUGCCAACCAAAUUGCCGAGUUUCUUGAUGCAAACGAUUUAGCGGUUGUUGAUGCUCGGCAAGUGGGAAAAAUCUUAGGUACUGCUAACGGAGUUAUAGCUGGAGGUGGAGGAUCUAUCUCUGCGAAUGCCAAUGGCUACAUCGGUGGUAAUGGUGGCCAAAUUGCCGCCAAUGCUAACGGAGUUAUUGCUAGUCGCAUUGCCGAGCUUCUUGAUGCAAACAAUUUAGCGGUUGUUGAUGCUCGCAAUGUGGGAAAAAUCUCAGGUACUGCUAAUGGGGUUAUAAAUGGUGGCGGCGGUUCUGGCUCUGGUAAUGGCAACAGCUACAUCGAUGGUGCUGGCGGGGGCGCUGGAGGAGGAAUCGGUUGGGGACUUGGUGGGGGUGUAGGCGGGGGAAUUGAAGAAAGAAUCGAUGGGGGAAUUGGUGAGGGAACAGGUGGAGGGCUUAGUGCGGAAGUAAGUGGAGGGCUUAGUGGGGAAAUAGGUGGGGGUGUUGGUGGGGGCGUAGGUGGCGAAAUUUCUGCAGGUGCUAAUGGGUGGAACCGUUAUGGCGAUGACAUUGAAGCCAUAAAUAAUAGAUUUAGCAUAGGUGGGCAUAUCGGUGGCAAAGUAGGUGCCUACCUUGGUGGCAAUACUGGUGCCUAUUUAGGUGGAUAUGCUGGAGCCGGUGCCGGAGGAUACAUAUAUGGAUAAUAAAAUG
Molecule: messenger RNA, 1045 nt
Organism: Helicoverpa zea (corn earworm)
Lineage: Eukaryota; Metazoa; Arthropoda; Insecta; Lepidoptera; Noctuidae
Product: glycine-rich cell wall structural protein-like
Exons: 2
Coding region: 1-1038 (345 amino acids)
Source: RefSeq, a predicted model, not a curated record